This is a messenger RNA of Thermothielavioides terrestris NRRL 8126, 2796 nucleotides long. RefSeq lists its product as uncharacterized. The transcript is spliced from 2 exons. The coding region runs from base 112 to 2673 and encodes 853 amino acids. NCBI's taxonomy places the organism in Eukaryota, Fungi, Ascomycota, Sordariomycetes, Sordariales, Chaetomiaceae. The record is from RefSeq and is a predicted model, not a curated record. Gene Ontology annotation, biological process: regulation of chromosome condensation.
UUCCAUCGUCUGAGCGUCGCAUCGCAGAUGCGCAAGCAGAUAGCGCAUUUUGAGCCAAGCAACUAGCCCAGUACCAGAAGCUCAUCCUCGCUUCUUCGAACCUUCACUAUGAUGGCCAGCACCGCAGACUCGGUCUACGAUUUCGGGUUCGCUCCGAAAAGGAAAGUUGUCACCUACGGGAAAGCGGGGAGGAGGAGGACCGAUGCAACGAGGCCAGCAAUUUUGAGGCACGCAGAAUCUGCGCCGGCGAUUCCCACCUCGUUCGUCAAAACGCAGUCCCGGUCGCUCGAGCCGGCGCUGCCGACGCGCGGUGUCCAUUCGACCAAAGUCCGGCAACAAGACAUCCGCGAGCAUGACUCCAAAGUCCUCCGGAAGCCUCCGGAAGAGCCUCACAGUCAGCCGCUCCCGGACCUUUACGACAUUGACACGCAGCUCGACGACGACGCGACGAGGGUGAAGAAACGGAGGAUCGUGCGGGGGACUUCUGAUAAGGGCGGGCUCACUGGUGCAUAUUCCACGCCGGAUUCAACCCCCCCAGGAGUGCGAUCACCUGUCUCGCAGGCCGUGGAUGAAAUUCCGGGAUUGACACGCAAUGCGAGUGCGUCUCCGGCAUCGCGACGAAGCACGCCCGAUCCCGACAUCGGGGACGAGGGGCCGACGUUGAUGCCCUUCUCAGCCAAGACUUCCCGAACUUUGAAGAACCUAAGUGUCGGCUCCAGAACGUUGGGAUCAAAGAAGCAACAGAUUCCCAUCCGCCUUUCUGCCCAAGCUUCGUCGAACCCGAAGCCCGUCCCCAAACAGCCAUCACGGCCACCAGCUACGCCAACCAGCGCUCAAAACCCCAGCCAUGACGUUCAUCAAGUCCGGAAAAGGCGAUUGAUCGAUACCCUAGCGGCGCAGGCGGAAGAAGAAAUCAGCUCUUCCGAGGACGAGACAUCGGCUCGAAAAUCAGAGACCCAAAGCUCACCGCCCUCGCCAGCAGGGGGGGGCUCUACCCCGCCUACCACAUCCGCUCUUCGUGAGGCAAAACCAAUCCUGCGGCCUUUAAUGGUGGCCAAGAAGACUGGUCCCAAGUUCACCUACAGCCAACACAGAACAAUGUUGGCUGAUGAUGAUCCCCUACUGGGGGCCGCCGGAUUCGGUGACCUCGGGGACGAGCUGGCGGAAGGCGCGCUGUUCAACUUUGGGCGUCUUACCAAGAGCUCAACCAUCAACACAUUUUCCUAUUUGGACGAGGAUGACGAGACUGUCAAUACCGGUGCUGUUCGGAGUAUCCACGAGCUGAGGCAAGCCGGGGCGAACAGCCGCUUCGCUGACGAAAUGGACGAUAUACUCGACCGCGUCGGCACGCCAUCGGCCAAGCCGGCGUCUCUGCGGAGAGGAGCAUUGCUAGAGCUCGCCCAGAAGAUGAAGCACAAAGACUUCCGCCAGCAAUUCCGAAAUCACGGCGAGGAAGGAAGCUUAUUCAAGUCUCUCGGAGACGAGAAGGAUCUGGUCUCUGGCUACGCACUUUUGGCUAUAGUCACGACUCUUCUCGCCUCUACCACGUCGGCCCACUUGCUUCAGCAGCUUCGCUCCCAGGGUCUCGCCUCCCUCCUGAGCUGGCUUCUCGACAACACCGCAGAUAUCGUCCAACUCGCCAAGGAUCGGAAGCAGAACGUGUCUCGGAACGGCCAGCUAGCGUUGGCGACGAUCAAAUCCUCGCUUCUGGAGCUGCCCGUCUGGGAGCCUUGCUCCCCGACAACACUGUCGCCGCGUACGUUGGCCUUGAAGUGCCUAGACCUCCUUAUGCGGCAACCUACGCACACGACCGCCGAAGACGCGUUGCUCUCCAAAACAGUUACCCACCGCUUGUUUGCGAUCCUCGCGAGCGGCGUGUCCGAUUCGGCGUGCUGGGACUUUCCGAACCAGCCAGCGUCUUGCGAUUUCCACCUCGCGCUCUUUGUGCUGGAAGGCCAUUCAAUCGGCGCAAUGCAGUCCCAGUUCAGCGCGACGUGGACCAAACAAUACGCGCCGAUCAUCGCCGCCGUUUUGGAAACCGCGCUGAGGCGGCCGACUGACCAGCUUGGCGACCUCGCAAGUCUGGCCUUGAGGAUUUCUCUGAACAUCACAAACCACAACAGCGAGGCUUGCCGGUUAUUUGUUGAAAGGGGGCUGCUCCGGCGCUCGGCUGAAUCGGCAUGCGAUGCCUUUGACAUCGUCCUGAACUCAAUGCAACUUGACGCCUUUUUAACCAAAGUGCUUGAGUCUCUCAUAAUGAUGCUCGGGGCUAUGAUCAAUUUCUGUAUGUACUAUCCGCCUGCGUCGGAAAGACUCGAGGAACAAGACGACAGCGCGCCGUCACCCCUGCGCCGGCUCAUCCAGGUGUUUGCGGAUAAUCACACGAAGACAGCAGAGGCCGAUUCAAUGGAAAAGACACAACUCAAUGUUGCGUUGGGUUAUCUCUCAAUCCUCCUGGGUUGUCUCUGUUUGACAGACUCGAUCAGAGACACCUUCGUCCUUGUUCACCCCAAAAAGAGCAUUCAGCCACUGCUCGACUCGGUCAACGAGUUCAUUGCUUUCCACCGCAAAGUUGCCGAGACAGAAGUUGCGGAGGGAGCGAAGCAAGAUGCCGAAUCGGCUUCCCUAAAUCGGCUUCAUACCUUGGCAGACCAGCUCGCAGUGCUCUGUUAAGGGCCGCGAAGCUCGUGUCGCGGACAUGUCUUUUACCGUGGAUGGCGCUUGGUCGUCAAAUCGUCGUCAAGGAAACAGCUUACAUAGUGGGGCGGCGGAACUUUGAUGCUUUGCUUUGAUAUU